AUGUCGCGCCAAGAACAAGCAGCGCUCGUAGCGUGGAUCAACUCGUUCAGGCCCUCUCGGCGAAUCACCUCCUUUGACCACCUCGCUGAUGGGCGGGCGUUCAUGGAGCUGCUCAGCUCAGUGGACCCAACGCACUUCAAGAACCCGCCAGCUCGAGGUCCUGGAGCUGGACCGAGCAGUCCUGAUAAUUGGGUACUGAAGACUAAUGCUCUCAAACGUAUACAUCGCCUCCUCCUCUCCUUCCCACUCCCUCCGCCCCAUCACCCUCUCUCCGCAUCCACCCUUCUCGAACCCCCCUUCUCCGCCAUCGUCAAAUCCCCCUCUUCACCAGAAGGCACAGCUGGUCUCCUCCAGCUCGCUCGUAUGGUCCUAUGCGUGGCAGUCUGGGCACCAGGGAACGAGCGGGUGAUAGCCAAGAUCCAGGGGCUGGGGGAGGGGCACAUGGCGGAGCUUAUGAAGGCUAUUGAGGAGGUCAUGGGGAGUAUGCCGCCUGAGGAGAGUGGCGAAGGGGAAGAGGGGGAGCCAGAGGGCGAGGCUGGAGGGAUCAUGGGGAGGCUGAGUCGGAAGGACUCGCCAGUGAAGAAGGGGACGAUGCGCCCGGCUUCUCCUCCUGGAGCGCUGCGGGCGGAGCGGGACCGGCUUUCCCAUGAGAACGAAGAGCUACGAUUGAAGUGCGAGACCAUGGCAGACCAGGUCGACGAGAUGACUGCUACUCUCGAAGAGGCAAAAUCUGAAAGAGACGACGCACUCGCUCGAUUAGCUUCUUCCCGUGAGACGGGAGCAGCCAGCCUGAGGACCAGUCAAGGGGCAGGGAGUGAUGCUGCUAGUCUCCGAGCGGAGCUCAAAGCGGAAGAAACAGUCGCAAAGCUUCAGGACGACCUCUCUGGCAAGACCUCCGAGCUGGAAGAUCUGCGCACCGCGAUGGAGCAUCUAGAGGAGGAAGCGGCUGAAGCAGCCAAGAUGAAGGAUCAGCUAGAUGAGUUCCGAGGCAUGCAAGCGAAGCUGCAAAAGAGCGAGAACGUCAUCGAGAAGUACAAGAAGAAGCUUGACGAUGCAGCGUCCGUCCGGAGGGAACUCAAGAAUCUCGAAGAAGAGAAUGCCCAGCUGCUGAGCAUCAAUAAUGGCCUGGAGAGCGAGCUGCGGCGGGCUGGUCAGAGUAAAAUAGGGACGGAGGGUAGUCGAGCGCAAAUCGCCGCGCUGGAGAAGCAGACGGCGGAGCAGACGGUCGAGCUUGCAGGUCUCACAGCUCAGCUCGAGGCGGUCCGGAUCCAGUUGGCAGAAACAGAAUUGGCGCAUGAGCUAGACAAAGAGGAUCUUGAGCUGUACAGGCAGAAAGCUCGGGAGAUGGAGCUCGGUUCGAGCGGAGGUGUGCACAGCGAGGGCAAGACUCUGGCUGGUGAUCAGGCCGAGGGCGUGAAGGGCAGUCUUGAUGCUGAGCUGGACGCUCUGACGAGCCCGGCAGAGACGAGGACCGACCUGAAGCUUAAGAUCCGCCGAUUGGAGCGCGAGCUUGCCAGUCAUACUUCUGAUCCCAACGGCGGAUCAAGCUCCCAGACUUCGGUGCUGGAAUCGUUACUCGCGGACGCUCAGAAAUCUCGGGAUCGCUACCAAGCAGACUAUCUCUCCGCCAGUCGAGACAACCUCCAGCUCGAAGCGAGACUGGACGCUAUCACAAAAGGCAGAGAAGGGUCUGCUGCGAUGGCUGCUGCGUUGCAGAUGCAGCUGGAGGAGGUUGAGCGGGCGACGAAGGGUUUGGAGGAGGAGAUCGAGCUGGUGAGGCGGGAGGCGGAGGGUGUGCAGCGGGAACUGAGGGAUGCGAGGGAGGACUGCGAGUCUACUUCAGUCUUGACGCUGGUGGACAUAGACCAGCGAGAUGUGCUGAAAGCCCUUCGGCAGACGGCCCGUGAGGACGUAAGAGCGAUGGAGGAGCGCCUUGGGGAUAUGCGCGACCAAAUUGAUGGUCUGAAGGAGAAGGAUCGGUUCCGGCUGGAGGAGAUCAAAGUGCUUCUCAACCAGAAAGUGGACCUGCAGGCGACCGAUGUUGAUCAGCGCGAGAAAGCUGUCCUGAGGGAGAUGGAGUUUGGGGAUCUCAAGGCACAGUUGGCGAAGGGCGGAGUAUCUGCCCAGACCAGCGAGAGGCUUCUGGACCUCGUCGAGCUGAAUCAGUCGCUUCGGAGGGAGGUGGAACGGCUACACGCAGAUCGCUCAAUGGGCCAUGAUCUUUCUGCGCCGCCAGAGUCUGAGCCCGACUACUCUGUCUUCGAGGAAGCUCAAAAAUCAUACGAAUCCCAAAUCGCCCGACUUCAGGUGGACCUGGACGCAGCACGGUCAGAGUUGGGCGCCGCUGAGAAGCGGUACAAGCUCGAACAGGAUCUGAUGCUUUCGGCGUGGCAUGAUCUUGGGAACAAGGUGGUUCACGAGCAUUUGGCGGCUGUUUUGGGCGGGGCGAAGCGGAGUCAGUCGAAAGCUGUCCCGGUGGGCUGGUUAGGAAGACAGAGAAGAUGGAAGGAGGAUGCGAUCUUUAGUCGGUAG
This is a messenger RNA of Dioszegia hungarica, 2532 nucleotides long. Its product is annotated as protein-nucleus import-related protein. NCBI's taxonomy places the organism in Eukaryota, Fungi, Basidiomycota, Tremellomycetes, Tremellales, Bulleribasidiaceae. Gene Ontology annotation, cellular component: cytoplasm; centrosome. Gene Ontology annotation, biological process: cytoplasmic microtubule organization; cytoskeleton-dependent intracellular transport. Bases 1 to 2532 code for a protein of 843 amino acids. The record is from RefSeq and is a predicted model, not a curated record. The transcript has 16 exons. Gene Ontology annotation, molecular function: dynein light intermediate chain binding; microtubule binding.